GCCAAUGCCGAAGGGCCAACACCAAUUGCCAAAUUGCCAAACGAGGCCUGUAAAAUUUGUACAACCAUGAACCAUGUCAUUUGACAUCCCAAAAAGAGCUUAAAAAUUGCAACAAUGGAGAGAAGUUCAAAUCUACUGGAUGAAGCUCUUGGAAUCUUCCAUAACAACUCAUCUUCAUCUUCUUCCUCACUUCCCAGUGGCAGUUGUGUGUUGAUUGAAGAUUGCAUCGAAACUAGCGGCGCUUUCGUCAUCAAUCACAUCCUCAAGCGUUCUCUCUCUGCUUCUGCUUCUGUCAUCUUCGUCUCUCUUUCUCAUCCUUUCUCUCACUAUGAUCGCAUUCUCCGAAAACACGGUUGUAAUUUGGCUGCUCACCGCGAGAGUGGAAGGUUUUUCUUCUUUGACAUGCUUAUGCUAGGAUGCACCGACCAGAGCAUGGGAAACAUACAGUCUGGUGGGCUGAUUGAGUUUUACGGGAAAAUCCAAAAAGUUGUAGAAGACAUUAUUUCCAGUAAUGGAAACAGUAAAAGUAUCACUAUUAUGCUUGAUGAUUUCUCCCUAAUCGAGGUCGCUGCCAAGGGCUCUUUCAAUCACAGCUUGGACUUUCUGCGAUAUUGUUACACUUUGACUUCAGAAUUUGGAUGUUCCCUUGUGAUCCUUAACCAUGAGGAUAUCUAUCUUGGAGAGGAAAGUUCAACACCCAUUGUACAGAUGGAGUACCUAGCUAACAUAUUGAUUAAAGUUGAACCAUUGGCGACUGGUCUGGCAACCGAUGUCCAUGGACAGUUGACUAUACUGAACAAAGGAAUGCUUGACGAGUCAAGGAGUUCAACAAACAAGGUGCAAAAUUUCCACUUUAAGCUCAAGGAGAAUGGUAUCGACUGCUUUUAUCCAGGGACUAGGGCGUGAGGAUAGAGACCUUGGUGCCGCCGUACAAUUAAGUAUUCAUCUCAUUGGUGUGAGAACAAUAGAAUGCUGAGGAUUUGGAGCCUUGGAGUAUAAAUUUGGUUAAUGGGAUUUAUGAAUUGUUUACUUCCCAUUUAAUCCUUGUAACAGAAUGUAUGAAAUUUCCCUUGUGGGGUCUUAACUAAUCAACUUAUUUUCACUAAACAAGAGAUUUUAAGUUAUAAAGCAAUUAGUACAAUAGGUGGGUAGCAAUUUCAAAAAGAAUUGAUUUGUCCUUGUCAUGCUGGAAUUGAAAAGGCAAUUAGAGCAACAAAUAAUGUCCACAGUUUUGAUUACAGAUCUAGUUCAGUAACAAGUGUUUUGUGUUCAGACAACCAAAAGAGAAUAUACAUUUUUUGGACUGUAUGAGUAACAUCAAAUAUUCUAUUUAAUACAUCAUUCGUUUUUAAA
Molecule: messenger RNA, 1353 nt
Organism: Chenopodium quinoa (quinoa)
Lineage: Eukaryota; Viridiplantae; Streptophyta; Magnoliopsida; Caryophyllales; Amaranthaceae
Product: elongator complex protein 6-like
Exons: 5
Coding region: 115-906 (263 amino acids)
Biological process (GO): tRNA wobble uridine modification
Cellular component (GO): elongator holoenzyme complex
Source: RefSeq, a predicted model, not a curated record